AUGGCAUAUUCUUCAGUGUCUAGAGAACGCAAGGUGGCAGUGGUGGGCGCCAGGGCCGUUGGCAAGUCUUCCCUGACGGUGCAAUUUGUGGAGGAGCAUUUCAACGAGUCGUACUACCCAACGAUCGAAAAUCAGCUGGGGAAAACCGUCAACUACAAGGGAUUCGAAUACUCUAUCGAAAUCCUGGAUACCGCUGGCCAGGAUGAAUUUUCCAUGAUGAACCAAAAACACCUCAUUGGCAUCCAUGGUUACGUGCUGGUGUACUCCAUAACCUCUAGGUCCAGCUUCGACAUGCUCAAAAUCAUCAGAGAUAAAAUCCUGGACAGCACGGGCCAAGAUCAGAUCCCAAUGGUCAUAGUGGGAAACAAAAGCGAUCUCAAUCUACAAAGACAGGUAUCUCAGCAAGAUCUGAAAGAUCUGGCCCAGGAGUUUGGCGGAUGCCCUUACAUCGAGUGUUCGGCUAAGCAAAACGAAAAGGUGUCCAGAGCCUUUGAAAUAAUAGUGGGUGCUAUUGAGGAGCAGCAGAAUCCUACGGCUGAUCAGGAGGUUCAGGAAGGUUCAAGCUGUGUUAUAAUAUAG
Molecule: messenger RNA, 579 nt
Organism: Kuraishia capsulata CBS 1993
Lineage: Eukaryota; Fungi; Ascomycota; Pichiomycetes; Pichiales; Pichiaceae
Exons: 1
Coding region: 1-579 (192 amino acids)
Biological process (GO): small GTPase-mediated signal transduction
Cellular component (GO): plasma membrane
Molecular function (GO): GTP binding; GTPase activity; GDP binding
Source: RefSeq, a predicted model, not a curated record